Colletotrichum godetiae is the source of this 576-nucleotide messenger RNA. RefSeq lists its product as uncharacterized. Gene Ontology annotation, cellular component: membrane. The record is from RefSeq and is a predicted model, not a curated record. Lineage: Eukaryota; Fungi; Ascomycota; Sordariomycetes; Glomerellales; Glomerellaceae. The transcript is spliced from 3 exons. Bases 1 to 576 code for a protein of 191 amino acids.
AUGAUGCAGGCAUUCAGGAACGGAAAGACCUAUGCUGAGGUGGCAGAUGUUGGCCUGCUGCGGUCGAAAUGGCUACCGCCCGGCGUCAGCAACGAACAGCUGCUACGAGGGGUCGGCGGAGAAGACACGAAGCCACCACCGGACGAGAGCGAAGUUGAGUCCGACGAGCCAUCAAGACUGAAAAAGGCCAUCGAUUGGAUGCGAGAAAACCCCGGGACGACUACAUGUUAUGGCUUGAGUGCUAGCAGUCUCGCCGUUUUGGCCGCUCCAGCUCUCGUCGCUGCACCAGCUCUGGGGCUUGCGGGUUUUGGCUCGCAGGGCAUUGUCGCUGGCUCUGCGGCGGCGGGCAUCCAAGCCGGAAUCGGGAACGUGGUGGCGCCAAGCCUCUUUGCUACCCUUCAGAGCGCCGGUGCGGCCGGCUAUGGUGCCACGGUCGUCAACGGGGUUAUACAGGCAGGCGCUGGGUUUUCUGCUACUGCCUUUGCGUGGUGGGGGGCAAAGAAGAAAGAUCGUGGGGAGAUUGACAAGGAGGAAGACGGAGAUGGGGGUGGGAAGCUAGACGCCGAAAAGAAGUAG